AUGAACAAAUUUCUUAUCAGAUAUGGAAUAGUCUGGGGAAUUUCAGACAACGGUGUGUUGAAUUCAGCUCAAGACGAAUUUAAUAAUCACAUCCAACUCUCUUCAAUCACAAAGGACGUAACUAUUUACUAUUUAAAAGGAGAAGCUUAUGCUUCAAUCAAAAAACCACUUGCACAAAUCAACGGACUUUUCUUGUCUUCUUUUGAACCGGCGAAGGGUAAAGUUGACACUCUCAUUGUUGCUGCACAAAGAGACUUGGCAUCUAAGGUAAAAUCCGGUACAAUCCAGAGAGGAACCAUCUUUGUGUUAACUGAUGAAGGGAUUAACACCGCUUUCAACGCAAAAACUAGUUUCGAUGAUGCAGGAUUAACAGUUCAUGUUGUAUCACUUAACAGACAAGGUCCUGCGAUGACAGCUAAAUUGACAACACUUUUGUCGCUUGGAAAUCAUUUCCAUGAAACUACAGAACCUUCAAAAAUACCACAGAUGAUCAAUGAAGCGUUUGACGGUAUUCGAGCUAAUUUGACCCAAAGAUGUGAUAAAAACAAGUGUAAUGGUUUUUGUGAUGCAAAGAAUAGAUGCACGUGUCCAAUGUGUUGUGAAAACACCUGUUUCUAUACAUACUGUGAUACAAAAACAGCUACAUGCAUGCCUUGGCCACCAGCUAAACCAAAAUCCAAGACUUCGUGUCCCGCUGAUUGUGUGGGAGACCGUGUAUGCAAGGACCUUGAAGGAUGUGUUUACUCAAGGUAUAACGAUUCAUGUCGACCACCAGUUUCGUGUAUGACUGCAACAUCCCCAGACGACAAAGUCACUUCAAAAUGUGCAUUAAAAGAUAACUGCCAACUUGAUGACCAACCAGCAGCAGACGGGUAUUGUUACACUUACAAGUGUGAUACCAAAUCUGGUUACUGUGUUAAGGAUCAAAAAGGAAAAGAAAAAUGCCCAAUAAAGACGUCAAAAUGCCAGCAGUACAAGUGCAGUGCCGACUUAUCUUGCACACUCGAAAAGAAGGUCUGUGUGAAAACAAUACCGUAUGUCGAAAUGGAUUGCUAUGAGGCAAGGUGCAACGAAAAAACGGGUCAAUGUGAGAAUAGAUUAACUUGCGACAAAUAUUCCCAAUGCGGUGGGACUGUCACCGAGUCAAAGUGCAGAUGCAACGCAGAUACAAAGAAUUUAUGUGAAUGUGACCCGAACCCCAAUGGAAAUUACUGCCAAGAUGGAACACAAAUCUGCGACUACACAACCGACAAUCCUCACUGUAUUACGUCAACAUGUAAGGAGGAUUUGAUAAACAAAGAUUGCAUGAAAGCAACAUGCAAUGAGAAAACUGGAAAUGUUGA
This is a messenger RNA of Entamoeba invadens IP1, 1343 nucleotides long. Its product is annotated as galactose-inhibitable lectin 170 kDa subunit, putative. The annotation marks the transcript as partial. The record is from RefSeq and is a predicted model, not a curated record. Lineage: Eukaryota; Evosea; Mastigamoebida; Endamoebidae. The transcript has 2 exons.